Salvia miltiorrhiza (redroot sage) is the source of this 1314-nucleotide messenger RNA. RefSeq lists its product as uncharacterized. The record is from RefSeq and is a predicted model, not a curated record. Bases 1 to 1314 code for a protein of 437 amino acids. Lineage: Eukaryota; Viridiplantae; Streptophyta; Magnoliopsida; Lamiales; Lamiaceae. The transcript has 2 exons.
AUGACUUUAGAUAGGAUCGUAUCUGAAUUUGAGGACUGUUAUGGUUCUAAACCUAAACUAGUGUAUGCGGCAGACGUAGAUUAUCGCAUUGAUAAGGGUCUAGUUCCCCUAAGAAAUCCUAAACAGUGUCAUAAGGUUCUUGAUUACCUAGAAUUACUUGGCUAUGAAGAGAUAAAUUUAUUUGCAGAUCAUGAAAUUGAUGUGAUGCCUACUUUUGUACCACUUGAGAUGUUUUUAGAAGAAGAUGAAGUUCUUGAUAAGGGGGUUGAGAAUACUGAUGCUGGGGUACAAUUAAAUGACUUGAUAGGAUUAGAGGAAGUGGAGGGUGAUGAGUUACCUGAGGUUGAAGAGGGAGAGAGGACUGGGAUAGAAGAGGGUGAGCAGGGUGAUGAGUUACCUGAGGUUGAAGAGGGAGAGAGGGCUGGGAUAGAAGAGGGUGAGCAGGGUGAUGAGUUACCUGAGGUUGAAGAGGGAGAGAGGGCUGGGAUAGAAGAGGGUGAAGGGAGAGGGCAUGGUGAUGAUGAGAAUUCAUCUGUAUAUAGUGAGUGUUGGGAGAGUGAUGAUGAGGUUAAAAGCUUAGAGCAGUUGGUUGGGAGUGUUGAAGGGGGAGAGGAGGGUAGUUUUGAAUUAGGAAUGACCUUUGCAGGGGCAAAGGAGGCUAGGGAAUCAAUCAAUGCAUAUGCUGUUAAAUUUGGGUACAAGUUAAAGUUCAUAAAGAAUGAAAAGACUAGGAUUAGAGUGGUUUGCAUAAAUGACCAAUCAUGUCCAUUUCUCAUGCAUGUCUCUAAAGAUGGGGACAUUGAAGGACUAGUCAUCAAGACUCUUGUGGCAGAUCACACCUGCUGCAAACAGAGGGAAGUCCCCAGUGCUAGUCAAACAUACUUGGCUAAGUACUUUAAAGAGGUACUCUACAGAAAUCCUAGGUUCACCUCUAAGGACAUGCAAGGUCAUGUAAAGGACCAUUUGAAGCUUCAUGUCAGUUUACACAAGUGUAAAAGGGCAAAAAAAGAGAUUAUAUGCAAGCUUGAGGGUAGCUAUAGAGAGGAGUUCAAUAGGCUGGUUGCCUAUUGUAAUAUUGUGAAAGAAUGUAUGCCUGGGAGUAAGAUGGAACUCCAACUAUCCACUGAGCAUCUGCAGAACCAAAGGAGAGUUUUUAAGAGAAUAUUUGUCCUCUUAGAACCUUGUAGGUUGAACUGGAUAGGGGGUUGCAGGCCAAUCAUUUCUCUUGAUGGUUGCCAUUUGAAAGGCAAGACAUUUGGUGUUCUGUUGACAGCAGUUGGGAAGGAUGGGAAUGAUGGAAUUGUGCCCAUUUGA